This is a messenger RNA of Mytilus californianus (California mussel), 12099 nucleotides long. RefSeq names its product zinc finger homeobox protein 3-like. Gene Ontology annotation, biological process: regulation of transcription by RNA polymerase II. Lineage: Eukaryota; Metazoa; Mollusca; Bivalvia; Mytilida; Mytilidae. Gene Ontology annotation, cellular component: nucleus. The transcript has 9 exons. Gene Ontology annotation, molecular function: RNA polymerase II cis-regulatory region sequence-specific DNA binding; DNA-binding transcription factor activity, RNA polymerase II-specific; zinc ion binding. The record is from RefSeq and is a predicted model, not a curated record. The coding region runs from base 270 to 9944 and encodes 3224 amino acids.
UUAAAAGUUAUGCUUUUUGUAAACAUCCGUCCUGUGAGACCGCGACAACUUUAGCCGGAUUAUGCACUCAAAAUUUUGGUAACAACUUCAGUUUCAAAAAGUUUGGAAAUUAAACUGUUUGUGAAUAGGAGGCAAUUGUCAGUUACAUCUGAACCAAAGUUAAAAAAGAGAACUACAGUUGAAAUCCUAGCCAUCUCAUUUACAACGGAAUGAAAAGGGUUUAAACCAUGAUGUAGUUCAAAGUAAGAGAUGAGGAAAGCCAUAUUAGAAUGGACUUUGAACCCCUGACACCCCCAGGAACCCAUUGUGGACCUGACAUGACUCUAGUACUUUCCUCUACCCCUAACUCGUUCGUGGGUAUGAAGGGAUCACCUCAAAAGUUUGGCUUGGACCAAGAAUCUGAAUCAGUUAGACUCUUCAAUGUUAACAAGCACACUGAUCUUGAGAAAUCAGGGUCAGGUCCAAGCUUCAACAGCUUACCAUCACCAUUAUCUAUCUGCAAAACAUCCCAAAAAAUGGAGACACCCAUCACAGAAAAUAAAGAAAUGAAUGAUAUGGAAGAGGAAAUGUCCGAACUAGAGGAUGAUGAUGAACCAAUCAUUUGUGAUGAUUGUAACACAGACUUUCCAUCACUACAGCAAUUUCUCGAUCAUAAAUGUACAAAACUAGAUGGUUCAAAUAAAAGUAACAUGAUACGAGAGUAUUGUCGAACACCUAGUAAUGCUAGCGAAUUAAGUGAAGGGGAGAGUUUUGAUGGACGAAUUGUUUAUAAUCCAGAUGGAUCCGCAUAUAUUUUGGAGGAUGGUGAUUCUAGUCUGAGUGACCUUGACUCUUUAAUUGGAGUUUCUAAUCAGCAAGAAUUAAUUGUUGAUAAGAAAGGAAGUGACACUGUCUCUCAAGUCCCAGCUUUGCCACAAAUUGCCAAUGCCAUAUUUGUUCCCAGAAAUCCAAGCUAUGAUCCUUCACGAGAAUAUUUGUCUCAGGCACCUAUGAUGUUUAGUUAUAAAGUGUAUGAUAUGCGCUCAGGCAAAAGUGAAAAUGAUGAAAAGUCAAGCAAGACUGAUGAUGAUAGUCUAUCUACCUCUGAAGAAAGUCAGGACUUCACAAAUGUUCCUACUAAGCCAAUUCUGAUGUGUUUCAUUUGUAAAUUGUCUUUUGGAUACAGUAAGUCUUUCAUAGCACAUGCUGUUUCUGAACAUUCUAUGAUAUUGAAUGAAGAUGAAAAGAGAGUAAUGUUGCGUAAAAAUUCAUCAGCUAUAAUACAGUGUGUUGGUACAAAGAAAGAGCCAUUGAUGUCAUUCUUAAAGCCAAGAGCACUGAAAAAUCCUACUUCUGGAAGAGAUAUGCUUUUGUCGGAAAGUGUAACAUUGCCAAACUCUUUUAAGUCAUCACUGAACGACAGUACCAAAGUCAGUUUUGUACAUUCCAAACCAAAGCUAUCAGAUGCUCUUGUCUUGAAUUCUGUUUCAAAAUUAGAGAAUUUAGACAUGUCUCAGGGCAGUUCAAAGCCAUACCACUAUGGUGCUACAAGCAUUACUACCUGUGUUCAUUCAUCCAUGUCUCCUGUAUCAUCGUCUUUAUCAUCGACAGCAAUUGAGAAUCUAACAAGUAAUCUUCGCUCAAAGCUAAGUCGACAAUUAGAUUCACCUAGUGCUUCCUCCCCUGUGCCAUCAAUGUCACCCAUUACAAACUCUACAUUAUUUCUUGGCAUCUGUGAUGAGCAUCCACAGGGUCGUGUUCAGGGCGUUGAAUGUCCAAAAUGUGAUAUGAUACUAGGGUCCUCUCAGUCAUUAGGAGGUCACAUGACCAUGAUGCAUUCACGUAAUUCAUGUAAGACUUUAAAAUGUCCAAAAUGUAAUUGGCAUUACAAGUAUCAAGAAACACUGGAAAUUCAUAUGAAGGAGAAACAUCCAGAAGGGGACCAGCAGUGUAUAUACUGUCUAUCAAACCAGGCUCAUCCACGAUUAGCGAGAGGUGAGAGUUACUCUUGUGGCUACAAACCUUACAGGUGUGAGGUUUGUAAUUACUCCACAACAACGAAAGGCAAUCUCAGUAUUCAUAUGCAGUCUGAUAAACAUUUAAACAAUGUUCAGGAUUUGGCAAAUGGAGGUGGAGAACUGAAACUCCAAGCCCCUCCUCAACAACAGCAACUACAACAACAACAACAGCAAUCUCAACAACAACAAGUACAGGAACAGACCCCACAACAGCAAUCCUUACCAUCCAUUAAUGAUGCACAACUAAAGAAAAACAACAAACCUAAACCUACAUGGAGGUGUGACGUCUGUAAUUAUGAAACUAAUGUUGCACGAAAUCUACGCAUUCACAUGACAAGUGAAAAACAUACGCAUAAUAUGAUGGUACUACAGCAGAACAUGAAGCACAUGCAACGGGACAUGCAUAUUCAACAGAUGAAUCAACUGAUGUUACUUCAGAAUGACCCAGCUUUCAUAACAGGCUAUCCCAGCAGUAUUCCAGCCUCUAACAUGCCAUUUAAUAUAGAGCAAUCUCUCUAUGGGAAUGCUGUUCCCAGCUCAUAUGGAGAAAUCCCAAUGGAUCUGAGAAAGGAGAAUGGAGGAAUUGGUGUUUCAUUUGAUCCACAAACUCCCGACAGUUCUAGACUCUAUAAUUGUUGUGUUUGCAAUUUAUAUGUUACUGAUUCACUUGAAUCUCUUCAUCAGCAUUUACAAGUCGAUCGCACUAAGCAAAGAGAGUCAGAGACAAUUUCUAUAUCACAAGGUACAUAUAUAUGUAACCUGUGCUCCUAUAAGACUAACUUGAAAGCGAACUUCCAACUGCACUGUAAAACUGACAAACAUUUGCAACGAUUGCAGCUUGUCAAUCACAUCAAAGAGGGAGGAUCUAAUAAUGAAUGGCGACUCAAGUAUCUCAAUGUAAGCAAUCCAGUUCAGGUACGAUGCAAUUCUUGUGACUAUUACACAAAUAGUAUUCAUAAGUUACAAAUCCAUUCUGGAAAUCCUAGACAUGAGAAGAAUGCCCAGCUUUUCCAUUUCUUGCAGCUGGGAGAAAGCAAAAUUAAAAGCAAAUCCAAAUAUUACCACUGCACUCUAUGUAAUUUUUCGACAAGAGCCAAGCUCAACAUGAUCCAGCAUGUACGUGCUAUGAAACAUCUACACAACGAACAGAUCAAACAGCUACAGAUGAAAGAACAAGGUGUGACUGACAUUGACCCUGGAGAAAUUUUCCAAGUUAAAGAAUACAAUGAAAGUGAAGAAGACCAAAUCAAGUUUGAUGAAGAAGAUGGAGAAUUAGAUGAUGAAGAUACUGUGACCUCGUCUUACGAAAACGACAUUCAGGACAAGUUUGAUCAUCCAACGACCAGUAAAGAAAGCACACCAGAAAGUUUAGAUCGAGCAAAAACACCUACAGAAUCGAAAGAGGAUCAAAUACAUGUUUGUCCCUACUGUAACUAUAGCAGUGUUAAUGAAAUGAGGAUACAAGCCCAUGUUAUAUCUCAGCAUUCUCAAAAUGACUCAAAGAUUCUCUGCCCACUUUGCCAAGAAGACUUUAAAGAGAAACGUGGAUUAGAGAAACAUUUGAUGAACACACAUAGCGUAAAACCAGAAGGUCUUCAACGUCUUUUGUUAAUGGUUGACCAAGGAGAUUGGAUGAUGCCACCAACAAGUAUACCAACAGUUACACCAUUUAUGCCCAUUGAUGAAUUUGGGGAGAUUAAUACUGAAGCUUUAGAAGCUGAAGCUGCUCGUCUAGCUGCCGAAGAAGCCAUAGACACAGCAGCUGUACUAGAUAAGAAUGAUGCUGAUGAUCAGUACCGAUGUCAGACAUGCUCAAAAACAUUCACCAACAUUGAUGGAUUGUAUGCUCAUCAGAAUGAACUUGGACAUUUAGAAUUGAAACAGACCCCGCGGGGGCCAGGAUAUCUGUGUUGGAAGAAAGGAUGUAAUCAGUAUUUCAAAACUGCUCAAGCUCUUCAAGUCCACUUCAGAGAAAUCCAUGCCAAACGACAACCAAACAUUACUGAUCAUUCCGCAUACAAGUAUGAGUGUAAUCAGUGCAGCCUAGCAUUUAAAUCACCUGACAAACUUCAACUUCAUUCACAUUUUCACCUGAUUCAGUCUGCCACUCGAUGCAGUUUCUGUUCUAGAUCAUUCCGAUCCAUUGCAGCAUUGCGUAAACACAUUGACACUGGACAUUCAGAAAUCAGUGAGAUUGAGAAAGAGCAAUAUCAUGCAUCAAUGAAUGUUGCUUCAAUGGCGUUAGGAGCAGUGUUGAAACAGUCAGGAGUGGAAAAUCUUUCUGACAUCAUAAACACAAAUUCUGAAGGAUCUACAACUGUCAAUGCUGUCAUGACCCCUGUUGCUAGUACAAUACAGGCAGAAAAACUGUUGGCCAAAACAGAUAUGAACUCAAAUGAAACGGUUGGAAAAGUUGAUGAAAGUAUGGAUACCGACAAUUCAUCACUUAUUGAGAAUGAUUUCGAAGAUGAAAACAUGGACACAAGUGAGAGAGAAGAUGCAGGAGAUAUGCCCUAUAAAGAACAGCAAUUUCUGGAGGACUAUAUUAAUAGUCAGGCUAUUGCAGAGAACAGUUAUGAAGAUCCAUCACGUAAAUUUAAGUGCCAUCGUUGCAGACUAGCAUUCACAAAACAGAAUUAUUUGACAGCACAUAAUAAGACAUUGUUGCACAGAAGAGGAGACAAAAUAAGCUAUCCAAUGGAAAAAUAUCUUGAUCCAAAUCGUCCUUUUAAGUGUGACGUCUGCAAGGAAUCUUUCACACAGAAAAACAUUUUACUUGUUCACUAUAACUCUGUGUCACAUUUACAUAAACUGAAACAGAUAACUCAAGGAUCUCCAUCAUCAAUGUCUGCUCCACCAGCAGAAAGUUCAGAGUCAGAAUUAAUAAAUACAACUACUACAUCCCCAAUAGUGAACGGUGAAAGUGACAAACUAAAGCCAUACAAGUGUAAUAUAUGUAAAGUGUCAUAUUCUCAAGGAACUACUUUGGACAUUCAUAUACGAUCUGUAAGCCAUCAGAAUAAGGCUUCAAAACUGCAAGAAUUGGUGCUAACUGGACAAGUUGAUAUAAUGCAGCCAUUGAUUGAACAGCCAAGCGAUCCUCAGAUGUCACAACAACAGAAGAUGUUGUCAGAAAUUAUAGCUCAGCAAUCGUCUGCUUUUAACCAAUCAAUGUUGUUCUCAGGCAUGCCAGGAUUUGGAGAUUAUGGACAGUUUCCAAUGACAACAGGAUUACCACUGUUGCUACCGAAGAUGUCAAUUCCAGAGACAGUUACAACCUCAAGUACAUCUACCAAAUCUUCAACUGUCAUAAAGUCAGAAAGAAUCGACUCAAAGUCAAAGUUUGCAAUCAGUGAACAAGAAGAAAUGAAUGGACUUCAUAUGUUAGCUCAAGCUGCUGCCAACAAUGAUAUUGUGAAGAAAGAAUUGGCUGAACUUGUGAAAGACUCACCAAGUGUUGUAGGACCUACUUAUCUCUGCCAGUUAUGUAAUGCUGUAUUCACCAAUCAGGACUCAUUACAACAGCAUCAGAUAAUAUGCAUGUACCAGGCUGGUAUGACUACUCCAACUUCUCAUAUGAGACCAAAAAGUCUUAUGGGACGUGUCAGUUCGCAAGUUCAUCGAAAUUUACUGGAGAAUAUUGGGUUUGAAUGUGUGAUGCAGUUUAAUGAGUUCAACAACCAGCCAGCUUCAAUGAGGGAGGAAGCAUUAGACAAAGCUGAGACAGAAUUUGAAAUUAAGCAAGAGAUUAAAGAGGAGAAAGAUGAUGAAUCUGAUAAGAAAGAGGAUUUACCUGAAUUAAACAAAGGAGUAUGUCCCACAUGUCACAAAGAGUUUUCCAGUGUCUGGGUUUUAAAAGCUCAUCAGGAGGAAGUUCACAAAGAAGUGGUACCAACAAUAUUUGUUGAAGAUUUUGGUGAACAAUUCAAAAAUGAUAUGGACAUAAAACAAGCAAAGGAAAACGACAGUUUACAGUUAGGUGCUCUCAAUGAUGCUGCCAUCAAAGAAGGCAGUGUUAAAGAUAUGCCUCCACCGCCAGCACCACCACCUCCUCCACCAUUGAUGAGUCCACAAGUAGAUAUGUCACAAAUGAUGCCAAUGUAUGGAAUGCAUCUUCCCAUGCCACUCAAUAUGGCCAUGAUGAAUAUGCAGCCACAACUGAUGCCAAUGAUGUUCCCAGUUAGUACUCCCGAUGGUUUGACCUCACCAAUGGGUGUUGGUGAUGCAGGUUUGCAGAGUUCUCAGUCAAAGAUGCCAUCAGGACAACAAGCUGCAGCUGUGGCUGCCAUGCAAAAUCAAAACAAGCGAGCCAGGACACGCAUCAAUGAUGAGCAGUUGAAAGUCCUAAGAGCAUAUUUUGACAUCAAUAAUUCACCAAGUGAGGAGCAAAUCAAUGCUAUGUCAGAACAGUCUGGUCUUCCAACUAAAGUCAUCAAACACUGGUUCAGGAAUACACUAUUUAAAGAAAGACAAAGGAACAAGGACUCACCAUACAACUUCAACAAUCCUCCACUGACCACACUUGAUUUGGAGGAAUAUGAAAAGACUGGGAAGAUAACAUCAUCAGAUGAUCCUCAAGAAAUAGUGAUAAAGAAAGAGGUGGAUAUCAUGGAAGAACCAAGUAUUGGUAGAAUUAGUGAGAAGGAAGUGCUACCUUCUCUAACCGAAACUAAACCCAAUCCAUCUCCAAUUGUAUCUUUGCAGUUGACUGCACCUAUUUCUGCUUUGAAACUGGAACCUCCACCCAAGACAGAAUCUCCUAAGUCACAAGACACAAUGAUGGAUGACAGCGACAGUAUGUCUAACUCAUCUGGACCACCAGCAACUUCAUCAUUUUCAGCUCCACCACCUCUUGUCAACAUCAACAUGUCUACUGCGCUCAGCUUCAGUUCAAAUGUGGAAGAAAUUCGACCAAGAUUUGAAUUCUCUCCUCAUCAUUCAGCUUACAACAAGAGAGCCAAUCGAACCAGAUUUACUGACUACCAGAUCAAAGUUCUUCAAGAAUACUUUGAACAGAAUGCCUACCCAAAAGAUGAUGAGCUGGAUCAUUUGUCCAAGAUUCUCAAUUUAAGUCCAAGGGUUAUUGUUGUAUGGUUUCAGAAUGCUAGACAGAAAGCUAGAAAGAUCUAUGAAAAUCAGCCUAACCCAGAAGUAGCUGCAAAGGAAACUUCCUCAAAUUCACCAUUUAACAGAACUGCAGGUCUCAACUACCAAUGCAAGAAGUGUACAGCUGUAUUUCAACGAUACUAUGACUUGAUUCGACAUCAAAAGAAACACUGUAAUGCUGGAGAUGGUGACAAAUCACAGUCUGUAAGCACAUAUAAUGAAGAUGAUGAUAGCAAUGAUUCUCUCUCCAGCAUGUCAAAAGAUGAACUGAACUUAUCAGAGGAUGGAUCAUUAAACUCAUAUGAGCUAUCAGGGGAACAGGAUAUGUCAACUGGAAUUAAAUUCAACUGCGAGAAAUGUAACAAGUCAUUUGAUAAGCUUGAAGCCUGGCGUGACCACCAAAACAUCCAUAUGAGUGGCAACCCAUUCUCAGGACUGGCAACAAACAGUGCUUUUGGAGUGCUGCAGAAUAUGGCUGCUGCCCAACAAAUAGAAUCAGACAAGUUAAAAAGAAAAUAUGAAGUUUUUUUAGAUGAUGAUGAUCAUGAUCAGCCAAGAGAUAAAAGGCUAAGGACAACUAUUUUGCCUGAGCAGCUAGAUUACUUGUAUCAAAAAUAUCAGCUUGAUUGCAAUCCAAGUCGUAAACAGUUGGAAAAUAUCUCAAGAGAUGUCAACUUGAAGAAACGUGUUGUACAAGUAUGGUUCCAGAAUACUAGAGCUAGAGAACGUAAAGGACAAUAUCGAGCACAUCAGCAACUGAUACACAAACGCUGCCCAUUCUGCCGAGCAUUGUUUAGAGCCAAAUCUGCACUAGAAUCCCAUCUUGCAACAAAACAUCCAGAAGAAAUGGCUAAAGGAGAUAUUAACAUAGACAAUAUUCCUGAUGCUGCACUGGAAAGUCCAUCAGAAUGUCUGUCAGUAGCAUCCUCAAUGUUUACAUCUACACCAACAUCUGCUGAUUUUAGCAAGAUGAUUUCACCUCAAAGCAUGCAGUCAUUCCUGCCAAUACUUCCAUCUCCUGGAGCCAUGCCAGGUUUACCCAAUGAUCCACUACAGAUGUCAAUGACAAAAUUUUAUGCUGACUCCUUCAAGAAGUACAUGAAUGAGUUGUCUGCUCCUGAAUCCAAGGAGGAAGAGAAAACAGUGCCAUUGCCAUCACCAGUAAAGACUCAUGAGAGUAAGCCAAAGCCAUCACUGAGUAGUAACGAAGAUGAAGCUCCCUUAGACCUGAGCAAACCCUUGAAGGUGAAAGUAGAAAAUGAUAAAACAUCAGAUGGUCCAUCAACAGAUAUUAGUGAGAACUCCAGUGACAACAUGAAUAUGUCUAGACACUUUGAUGAUUCUGCAUCUGAUGUUUCCAUGAAUAAAAGUGAUUACUACAACAACAGUCAGCAUGCUAUCAAUACCAGUGGUCCUAACUCUCCAGUAUCCGUCAGUCACAGUAGCAGCCUUUCUGCAAGUCAAGCAUCAAAACGUUAUCGAACUCAAAUGACCAGCCUUCAAGUGAGAAUUAUGAAGACCAUCUUUGUUGAUUACAAAACUCCAACCAUGGCUGAAUGUGAAAUGUUGGGAAGGAUCAUUGGUUUACAGAAACGAGUGGUACAAGUAUGGUUCCAGAAUGCCAGAGCUAAGGAAAAGAAAUCCAAACUUCAAAUGUCCAAAACAUAUGGUACCAAUCCAGACCUUGACUUUCACAAACCUCCAGAGGAAUGUAAAUUGUGUAACUUUAAGUAUUCCCAUAAGUACACUAUCCAAGACCACAUCUUCACCAAGAAACAUAUAGAGCAUGUUCGUAACUACGUCCAGUCCCAAUCUGAAGCAGAGAGUCACCUUUCCAGUCAAGGUAUGGCAGGAUUGACUGGUUCCAUGAACAAACAAACAGAUAGGAAACAGUGGGAGGACCAGUCAUCACAGUCACACUUAGCACAGCUUCAGUCUAUGGGAAUGGGAAUGCCACUUGCUGGAUUAUCUGGUCUUGGUUCAUCGUUUAAUCCAAGUGACAUUCUGAAGAAAGAUAAAGAUAAUAGUGGGGACAAAAAGUCACCUGAAGGAUCCAACAAAGACCUAAUGAACAUGGACCCUACUCAGCUGGCUGCCAUGAUGUCAUCACCCUUCUCAGGAUUUUUCCCGGGCAUUGAUCCAGCAAUGCUGCCUUAUAUGUACGCAGGAUUUCCAGGAUACAUGCCAGGUAUGGGCAUGCCUUUCAUGCCCCCAGGAUUUAUGCCUGGUGCAGAACAGCUAAUGGGAGGAUUUGAUCCUAUGUCAUUUGGAACUCCUCUACCUUUAUUGCAAAUCCCACCACAAGCUAUUAAAGAUGUCAGUGUAAAACUUUCUGAGCCAAAAGCAUCAGUUGCUCAAUACACUCAGGACUGUAAAUCAAUUUCCAGUUUGAAAUCUCUUGUAAACAAUGUAGACUAUUUAUGUGUUCGUGAAUCAACGGUGGAUGUUGGAUAUAUAUGUAAGAAAUGUCAAAUGGUCUAUCCAGGGAAAGAAGCAUGUCUGGGACAUCAGAGGACAAUGUGUUUCGCCGGUGGUAAAAUUCCAGAUAACAUCAGUCCCGUAUUAAAGCUUGAACAGAUUCAAUACGAAUGUAAACUGUGUUCUGAUAAAUCGUCUACAGUUCAAGAGUAUAAAUCCCACUGUCAGUCAGAGGGACAUAAAGCCAAAACUGCCAGAAUCCAAAACAAGUCGGGAAAAAUACACAGUCCUGUCAGUUCUGUUCCGCCAUCACCAUCAAAGACACCAAGUUCUUCCAACCCUAGUGUAUCCCCAUUGCCAAAAACUGACCUCAAUUCUCCAGGUUUCUCACGACCAAAGGACAAUGCAUCUAAUGCAAAAUGAUUUGUAGUAAUUGUGUAAUUGAUUACUUAAGUGCUAUUGAUUUUAUUAUAUGUCAUUUUUAAUUUUUGUUUUUAGAGACAUAUGUACUGCACCGUAUUAAAUAUGGUGUAUGAAUAUUGAACUACACAACUCUUGCUAUGUAAGUUCAUGCAUCUAUUGUUUUUUCUGUCAUGAAAUGUGUUUUUUCUGUGUCCUGCAGCUUACACAUGUUUUAACUGCCAUUUUAAGUUUCCGAAGGUUGUGUUUGUAUGUUGGUUGUUUUGGAUCAAUGCCAGAUUUUAUGGCAGUUAUAGUGAAACAUUCCUUAAAUUUAUUGGAAGCAAAAAAUGCCAAUCAUACAAUUGCAUUUUUCUUGUUAACUUUUUUGUUUUGCAAAGAUUUGAAGAAAAAAAUUAAGGGCUUAUUUGUUUAGUCCCAGACUUUUACUGAAUAUAUUUGUUAGUGUUAUAAUUGCAUUUAGAUUUUAAUACAUUUUAUAAUUUCAUUAUUAAUUUUUUGUUCAAAAUGUUUAUUUUUUCAUCCCUGUAUCUGGGACCUAGUGUAAUACAAAGCAUAUUAUAUGAACAUAUAUAUAUAUAUCUAUAAACUAUAUAUACCUAUAAGUUAGUCAUUUUAUUGUUAUAGUCAUAUUGAUUUUUUUCAUGAUAAGCUUACAUAAUAGUUGUAGACAGUCACAUCCUUUGUCCAGUUUUUAGAACUGGAUUGGGUCGUACAAACGAAAACGUAAUUUUUAUAAUAAAACAAGCAAAGUUAUGACUAUGUAUGAUGAUAAAUAGUAGAUAUGAAUGCUAGAAAUGGUUAUGUUUUGUGAUGAAAAUGUGAGGGUCUUUGAAUGGGUAUAGCAGCAUGAAGUAUACAUUAUAUAGCAUAUACAUAUAUUUCUAUAUUACUAACUUUUUGCCAUGUUAGAAUUUUAUCAAGUCUGAAGGUUUGAAAUAUAAUAAGCCCUUAAGGGGCAAACAUUUUUGGUAAAGUUUGCAUGCAUUUAUUAGUUUCAUUAUUUUUGGUCAUAGAAGAUGGUAUCUUUGUUUAUUAUUAUUAUUACUUCUAUGUAUUCAUUUGAGUUUAAUUUUGCUGCACAAUGAAAUUGAAUGAAAAAAUCAAGGAUAUUUUAAAUGAAUUUAAGAUUAAUUGCAUAGUUACAUGAGGGUCUGGGUGUGGUUUAAAGAACAAGGAAUAAUGAGCAACAUAUAAAAGAAUAGAGAAUAAUUAGGUGCUUAAAUUUAAAGAAUAGUGAUAAAUGGCCCCCAAAAAAAUUAUAAGACAGAAAUGAAGGAUCCCAUCCAGAUCCUGUUACAAAUUAGCUUUAGCAUCUUGAUUUCAACAUAUCUCAUUUGCCACAUAUCAUAUGCUUCCUCAGAAUGAUUCUGAUGUUGAUCGUUAAGGGUAUUUUUUCUUAGAUCUCCAAAAUAAACAAAAUAGUGACCUCAUAACGAAAUCCUUACAUGUACAUAGUCAUUCUCUCAGUGUUGUAUAUGCAACUUGUUACAUUUUUUUUUAUUUCAUCCAGUUAUGUUAAAAGAGUUAAAUUUUAGUCAGAUGUUGUUAGCGUUCUACCUUGUGUUUGAAAGAGUUUUCAAGAAGAAAAAAUCCUUGUAACAUUUAAUUUUUCUGUUAAAAGUGUUAUUAAUGUUCUAUGAGCUCAUUUGAUGGGACCAAAUUGUUUAUGACCAUCAGUUUUGAUGUAUUGAUGUAAUGAGUGUAAACAAUUAUAAAUUAAAAUCAAAUUAUUGUUGUACCCAUUUAAUAUUUUAAAAGUAUUGUAGAAAAAUCAAAAUCCAGGAAAAAAAUAUUUCUGUCAUUCACAAGGUAAAACUUUAUACUGUUAAACUGCAAUCUCAGUUGUUAAAAUUGUUAUACUUUUGUUAGGGUUCAAAGUUCAAACAAGGUGCUUUUUAGUCUACAUUGGACUAAAUCUAAGUCAAUAUUUCUCUGUUUUCUUUUCCAGAUUUUUUUUUCAUUAUUUUUUUGCUCUGACAUAAUGUUGUUAUCUCUGUUAAAGGGAGUAUUAUUUUAAAGUAUUUUAUCAGCAAAAAUAUUACUAGUUGAACUAGUACAGGUCUUUAUAAAUAAUGUCAAUAUUUUAGACAUUUUCUUAAAAUGGUUAUGUAGUCUGCUUUGCAAAUAUAAAAUCUAAAAUAAAAAUACAUAUAAA